GCCGCCGAUGUUGGCGAUCGAGGAGUACGGCGACCCAGACGAUAACGCCACCUGGGAGCGGCCAUGCGACCACGGGCCCUCUCCCCGUACCACUUCGCGCUGCCCGGAGCCGAGUACCCGCCGGUGCUGCUCCUCGCGCGCACGGCGCCGGAACCGAGCUGGACGGCGCACCCAGCGCACGCGCGCAGGCUGGCAGCCAAGCUGCAGCAG
Molecule: messenger RNA, 210 nt
Organism: Prorocentrum cordatum
Lineage: Eukaryota; Dinophyceae; Prorocentrales; Prorocentraceae
Source: the annotation of a GenBank genome assembly